CCGCGACCUUCCACGUCCCCCCGCGUCGCGUCCGCCGCCCAGUCCCUUCUCGGCGGAGAAGCUCCUUCCUCUUGGGAAGCACCUCUGCCCGCUCCCGGCAGGUCCUGUGAGCCCUGAGCCCGCGCUGCAGGGAAGAGCGGGGCAAACGAAACAAACAGAACCAUGGCGACUCCCUCUGCUGCCUUUGAGGCGCUUAUGAAUGGAGUGACAAGCUGGGAUGUCCCCGAAGAUGCCAUCCCGUGUGAACUGCUUCUUAUUGGAGAGGCCUCAUUUCCAGUGAUGGUGAAUGACAUGGGCCAGGUGCUCAUUGCUGCCUCCUCCUACGGCCGAGGCCGCCUGGUGGUCGUGUCCCAUGAGGACUACUUGGCGGAGACCCAGCUUACUCCCUUUCUCCUCAAUGCAGUGGGGUGGCUUUGUUCUUCCCCUGGGGCUCCCAUUGGUGUACACCCAUCCCUGGCACCUUUGGCCAAAAUCCUUGAGGGCUCUGGAGUGGAGGCAAAGAUUGAGCCAGAAGUGAAAGACUCCUUGGGGGUUUACUGUAUCGAUGCCUACAAUGAAACCAUGACUGAAAAGCUGGUCCAGUUUAUGAAACGUGGAGGGGGCUUGCUCAUGGGAGGCCAGGCCUGGGAUUGGGCCAACCAGGGCGAAGAUGAAAGGGUGCUGUUCACAUUCCCUGGGAACCUCGUGACCAGCGUGGCUGGUGUGUACUUCACUGACAACAAAGGGGACACAAGUUUCUUUAAAGUCUCCAAGAAGAUGCCCAAGAUCCCAGUCUUAGUUAGUUGCGAAGAUGACCUCUCCGAGGACAGAGAGGAGCUCCUGCAUGGGAUUUCAGAGCUGGACAUCACCAACUCGGAUUGUUUCCCAUCUCAGCUGCUAGUGCAUGGGGCUUUAGCCUUUCCCCUGGGUUUAGAUACCUACCAUGGCUGUGUCAUAGCAGCUGCCCGCUAUGGCCGGGGCCGGGUGGUUGUGACUGGCCAUAAGGUAUUAUUCACUGUUAGUAAACUGGGUCCCUUUCUGCUCAAUGCUGUCCGCUGGCUGGAUGGGGGCCGUAGAGGCAAGAUCGUGGUGCAGACAGAGCUGAGAACACUGAGUGGCCUGCUUGCUGUGGGGGGGAUAGACACCAGCAUUGAACCCAAUCUGACCAGUGAUGCAAGUGUCUAUUGCUUUGAACCCACGAGUGAAGUGGGGGUUAAAGAGCUGCAGGAGUUUGUAGCAGAGGGUGGUGGACUAUUUGUUGGAGCCCAAGCCUGGUGGUGGGCCUUCAAGAACCCAGGAGUAUCCCCUUUGGCUCGAUUCCCAGGAAACCUCCUCCUCAACCCCUUUGGCAUCAGCAUCACAAGCCAAAGCCUCAACCCAGGCCCCUUUCGUACUCCUAAAGCAGGGAUAAGGACCUAUCACUUCCGCUCCACCUUGGCCGAGUUCCAGGUUAUAAUGGGCAGGAAGAGAGGAAAUGUGGAAAAGGGCUGGCUGGCAAAGCUGGGCCCUGACGGCGCAGCUUUCCUUCAGAUUCCCGCGGAAGAGAUCCCUGCCUACAUGUCUGUGCACCGGCUGCUGCGGAAGCUGCUAAGUCGGUAUCGGCUCCCGGUGGCCACCCGAGAGAACCCUGUUAUCAAUGACUGCUGCAGGGGUGCUAUGCUUUCCCUGGCCACGGGUUUGGCCCACUCUGGAAGUGACCUCUCUCUGCUAGUCCCAGAAAUUGAAGACAUAUACAGCAGUCUCUAUCUGCGCCCCUCAGAAUCUCCCAUCACCGUGGAGGUCGACUGCACCAAUCCAGGCACCAGAUACUGCUGGAUGAGUACGGGGCUCUACAUACCUUCCAGGCAGAUCAUAGAAGUCUCGUUACCUGAAGCUGCUGCCUCUGCCGACCUGAAGAUACAGAUUGGCUGCCACACGGAUGACCUGACCAGAGCCAGCAAGCUGUUCCGAGGCCCCCUCGUGAUCAACCGGUGCUGCCUGGACAAACCCACGAAAUCUAUCACCUGCCUCUGGGGCGGCCUUCUCUAUAUCAUUGUGCCUCAGAGCAGCAAACUGGGUUCUGUGCCCAUCACCGUGAAGGGGGCUGUGCAUGCUCCCUACUACAAGCUGGGGGAGACAUCCCAGGAGGAGUGGAAGAGGCGCAUCCAGGAGAACCCAGGGCCCUGGGGAGAGCUGUCCACGGACAACAUCAUCCUGACGGUGCCGACCGCAAACCUCCGUACUCUGGAGAACCCGGAGCCAGUGCUUCGCCUCUGGGAUGAGGUGAUGCAGGCCGUGGCCCGACUGGGAGCCGAGCCCUUCCCCUUGCGUCUGCCUCAGAGGAUUGUUGCGGACGUGCAGAUCUCAGUUGGCUGGAUGCAUGCAGGGUACCCCAUCAUGUGCCAUCUGGAGUCAGUGCAGGAGCUCAUCAACGAGAAGCUCAUCAGAACUAAGGGGCUGUGGGGCCCUGUCCACGAGCUGGGCCGCAACCAGCAGCGGCAGGAGUGGGAGUUCCCCCCACAUACCACCGAGGCCACCUGCAACCUGUGGUGUGUUUAUGUGCAUGAAACAGUCUUGGGCAUCCCUCGAGCCCGUGCCAAUAUUGCCCUGUGGCCCCCAGUUCGGGAAAAGAGAGUCAGAAUCUACCUGAGCAAGGGUCCCAAUUUGAAAAACUGGAAUGCGUGGACUGCACUGGAAACGUAUUUACAGCUACAGGAGGCAUUUGGGUGGGAGCCCUUCAUCCGUCUCUUCACUGAGUAUAGGAACCAGACCAACUUGCCUACAGACAAUGUCGACAAAAUGAAUCUGUGGGUCAAGAUGUUCUCCGACCAAGUGCAGAAGAACCUGGCUCCGUUCUUUGAGGCCUGGGCCUGGCCUAUCCAGAAGGAAGUGGCUACCAGCCUGGCCUAUCUGCCUGAAUGGAAGGAAAAUAUUAUGAAAUUAUACCUCCUCACACAGAUGUAAGGAGUGCCCAUCGAGGUGGCAGGCCCCACUGAAAUUGAAGUCAAGAAACGCAAAAGGAAAUUGACACAUCUCAGCAAAGAAAACUGAAGGGAUUUGGUUAUAAGUGGAGAAGAUCUCAACACAUUUCUGGAAGAGAGAAAGUGGAUGAAGCAAGAUAAUGAGUGAACAAGUAAAGGUACCUUUCAGACAGAAUAUAAGCUGAUCUGGACAUUGUAACCCCAAAGAGACUUGAGACCUGAAAACUUUAUGUACUAAAGAAUUACAGUCAUUGUAAAAUUAAACCCCAUCCUACUCUACCCCUACCCUUGUGCAUAGAACACAAGCAGCCUACUAUCGGUAUCAGUUAAAAAUGUGUUGUUGUUGUUGUCGUUUGUAUGAAGGAAUUGAAUAAACUGCCUGAGGAGAGGUAAGAGUUGGUGUUCCAGAAUAAAAUUCCUCCUUUUUUGGAAAUUAGUGGCCCCCAACCUAUCAGCUAAUUCUCUCCUGACAGUUUAGACCCCUACUCAAGUGCCCAGUACCUCCAGGCAUGAAGAAGCUUACUGGAGUAACAGACCUGUCCAUAUAAAAGCAGAGAAAACCCACACCAACUCUUAUAAAAGUUAACAGUUACGUGGAUCUUAAAUGAUCAGCUAGGAAUUCCCAUAGGUGGAAGGGAGGGAAGAGCAGUGAAGAAGCAUUAAAAAAAGAAAAUCACCAGAUGGUAUUAGGGGGUUUCAAAAUAUGACAAACUCUGAGGUAAACAAAGUUUGUGUGGAAAAAAUAGCCUAAAAUUCUACCUAUAUCUUCAGAGAGAUUUGAAGUAUAUUUGUAAGAUGAAAACAGGAUACCACAAAGAAAGAUAAAACUCUGAGAAGAAGAACCCUUUGAAAGUGAAAUAAGACUGCCAAAAGUAUUCAUUAGACAGGCUAGAAAACAAAGUUGAAAGAAUACCCCCAGAUGCAGAAAUAAACAAUAUAUGGAGAAAAGAAAUGAACAAUAUAUGGAGAAAGGAAAGAGACACAGGCAAUCAAUAUCUAAUUGUUAGGAGUUCCUGGAGGAGAGAACGUAGAAAAUAUAGAUGAAGAAAUAAAAAGAAAAGAAUUAAAGAAUAGAGCAAAGUCUCCAGAUUGGAGGGGGCCAAAUACAUCCUAUAUCUAGACAUAAUCUUGUGAAAUUUUAUAAUAUUAAGCCCAGAGGGAAGAUAUUAAAAGCAUCCAAAAGUAAAAACAAAAUUAGGUUAUCCUGAUUAGCUCAACAAAAAAGGGAUAAGAAAUAGACUGGCAGCAGAUUUUUUAUCAGCAACACUGAAUGCUACAAGUCAAUGGAGCAAAGUCUUCGCACAGAUUAUGGGAAAUUUUUGUACCCAGAAUUUCAUAGCAAGGGAAAGAAA
This is a messenger RNA of Microcebus murinus (gray mouse lemur), 4291 nucleotides long. It is a transcript of the gene TCAF1, whose product is annotated as TRPM8 channel associated factor 1. NCBI's taxonomy places the organism in Eukaryota, Metazoa, Chordata, Mammalia, Primates, Cheirogaleidae. Gene Ontology annotation, molecular function: transmembrane transporter binding. Gene Ontology annotation, cellular component: plasma membrane. The record is from RefSeq and is a predicted model, not a curated record. Gene Ontology annotation, biological process: positive regulation of protein targeting to membrane; positive regulation of anion channel activity.